Messenger RNA from Prorocentrum cordatum, 2255 nucleotides. The record is from the annotation of a GenBank genome assembly. NCBI's taxonomy places the organism in Eukaryota, Dinophyceae, Prorocentrales, Prorocentraceae.
GGCGCGGCCAAGCAGGCGGCCGUGGAGAAGCCCAGCAGCGGCGGCGGCAAGGACGAGGAGGUCCGCGUGGCCCUCCUCCGUCACUUUGGCCCCAGGGAGGGCUGGUCGGCGGCCCUGGUCCAGGACUUCGGGGCCCUGGUGCCCGAGGCCGACGUGCCGCCGCCUGCGAAGCCCUUGGCCGAGCUGUCUCUCCAGGCCCUCCUGGCCAGGGAGGCGAAGGUCAAGGGCCAGGUCGGCCGUGCCGAGGCCAUGCUGGCGGCGGCCAAGGAGGAGCAGGAGGCCGCCGCGGCGCGCGUGGCGGAGCAGGUGGGCGUCCUCCAGAAGCGCCGUGACCAGCUGGAGGAGGUGGCCGAGGCGGUGCGCGCCAGGAAGCGCGCCGACCUGGCGCAGCACACAGGCCCGUCGCCCAUGGAGGUGGGCGAGCCCGAGGAGACGGGCGACCUGGGCAAGGCGCUGCUCAAGAGCCUCGAGGGCCUCGAGGCGGAGCGGGAGCGGGUGUUGCAGCUCGGGGAGGACGGCGACGCCCUGCUCGCGAUGGCCGCGGAGGCCCGCUGCCUCGCAGCGGCGGCCGAGCGGGCCGCCGCCGCGCAGGAGGCCGCCCCCGCGGCCGCAGGCGAGGUGGAUGGCGCUGCUGGUCCUCCUGGAGACCGCAAGCGCGUCGGUGACCUCGGCCUGGGCCCAGAGCUCGACGGGCUCGAUGCCUUGUUCGACGAGGUCGGCAUGGAGGAUGAGCAGCAGCGGGAGGCCUGGCGCGCAGCGUUGGCCAAGCGCCAGCGAGUGGUGGAACUGGUGUCGGCCAACACCGCGUGGGGCUCCGCGCAAUCGCUGGUCGAGUGGCUGCACGACGGCGUGGGGCGGCUGCCCGAGGUGCUCUGCCUCCAGGAGCACCGCCUCAAGGGCAAGCAGGCGGUGGCCCGCGCUGCGGGCUGGAUGCAGGCGCGCGGCUUCAGCUGGCACGGCCAGGCCGCGAUGGCGACGGGCCCUGGGCCGCUGGAGAGCUCGGGAGGUGUGGCUGUGGCCACGCUGCGGCCGUCUGCGGCAGUCGUGACCCCAGGGCUCCCAGCCCAUCGGUUCCAGGUGUGCGAGGUGAACCUGGGAUUCAGGGAGCCGUGCUGCAUCAUCACGUCCUACUUCAUCACGAAGAUAGGCAGGGCGAAUGAGAACAUCGGGCUCAUGGCGGCGCUGCACGAGUACGUCGGGCAGCUGGAGUCGCCGUGGCUGGUGAUGGGUGACUGGAACAUGGAGCCCGAGGACGUCCGUGAGUGGGCACGCAGCGCGGGCGCUGCCCUUGUCGCCCCAGGGGAGCCGACCUGCGGCUCGAAGGUCUUAGACUUCGCUGUCGUCAGCAUGGUCCUCACGGGCUUCGUGGAGACGGUGGAGGUGCUGCUGCAGGCGCCGACGAAGGACCGCGUGCCGCUGAAGGUGAUGCUCCGCGGCGUAGGGCCAGCGGCGAGGGUGCAGCGGCCGCUGUUCCCUGCCGCCUCCCCGCUGCCGCUUCCGCCGCCAGCGAGGCCAGCGCCGCGUGAGCGUGGGCUCUCUGCCUGGAGCCCAGGAGGCGAGCAGCCGCUCAAGGUCGGCCGCCAGGAGUGGUUUGAGGCGGUGGAGGCCUACCUGAUCGACCUCCACGAGAUCGUGCCGCCCAGCCGUUGGAAAGGACGGGCUGACGGGCUGCGCGCGCAGAAGGUCAUGAUGGAGGUGGCCUGGAAGCAGGACCUCAAGAGGAGCGUUGGCGCGGCGUGCAGACGCUGGAUGUCGUUUGCGGCGGCGUGCUCCCGCUGGCGUGCGCUGCAGGAGGCGGCGCCAGGAGGUCGCUGCGCGGCGCCGCUGCGCAAGCAGCGUCAGGUGCUGGAGGCGUUCGAGCUCGACGCCUCAUCGUGCAAGCUGACGGUGCAGUUCGUCCAGGAGGAGGCGAGGCGGCGCUGGAUGCAGGACAAGCAGCGGAGGGCUGCUGAGUGGCGCGCCCGGGCCCAGGCUGCUGCCACCGAGAGGGGCGGCUCGGCGGCCUACCUGUUCAUCACGCAGGUCACGGUGCUGCCCACGGUGAUGCACGCGGGCGCAGAUGGCGACGAUGGCCCGCGCAUGCCCGUAGCAGGCGAGGCCGCGGUGGCUGCGCUGCUGAAGGCGUGGCAGCCCCUCCGGAUCAAGCCGUCGCGCGCUGGCGAGGUGGCGCCCGAGGACUGGGGCAUCCAGGAGUCGGUGCUGCCGCCGCUGGAGCUCGAGGAUCUGGAGCGGGCCCUGGGCACCUACCGCGAGGG